This is a messenger RNA of Notothenia coriiceps (black rockcod), 1533 nucleotides long. RefSeq lists its product as uncharacterized. Lineage: Eukaryota; Metazoa; Chordata; Actinopteri; Perciformes; Nototheniidae. The coding region runs from base 113 to 1219 and encodes 368 amino acids. The record is from RefSeq and is a predicted model, not a curated record. The transcript has 8 exons.
GCAAGCAUUGCAAGCAAGCCACGCCUUAUCGAACCAACUAGCUCUAUGUCCGUGUCCGUCCGGACAACAACAACACACAUUCCCCGAAACACAGAGGAAAUAACUUUCAGAUAUGUUAUUGCUGUACCUGACACUUUCCUGCUGCGUCACGUUUGGAAAUUGUAAUGACAGGGUAACAAAGAAUUACAAGGGAUCAUACUCCUUUGAUAUUCCUACACAGGCCGAAUACCUGAAGUUCAUUCCCCUUCAAAGUGGAGACCUGCCACAGGUCCUGUGGAAUCGCUCCGACCCUGCCAAAAAUACGGGAGGAAGAGGGCGGCUGAGGCAUGGUACCUGGGAAAUGAAAAACCUUAAUCAGGAUGACAUGGGCCACUACCACACCAGAGGAAAAGACAACGCUUUGCUGGGUUUGGUGUCGCUCGAAGUAACAGCAACCAAGGAAAACUAUAAAAGGAAGGAGCAAGAGUUGCUACUCAUGCAUUAUCCUUUUUCUGAUACCCCGUGGACUGUCACUUUUAAAGCUAAGGAGGAGGAGUACGAGGAAACAUUGUUGAAAGCAGGCAGACGGCACAGAGGGUAUGAAUCGUACUCAGGUCGUUGGACUCUACCAGAUAGGAUUCAGCUUGAGGCCCUUGGCAUAGAGAUUAAUCCUGUGGAAGUCUCUGACACCGGCACUUUUAGGUUCAGAGACCAGGGUGGCCACCUGGCUAAGAUUGUGGAGCUGGUGGUAUACAGGGAUCCUCCUACAGAUCCAGACCGUACUUUUGUUUUUGUUGGUAUUGCUGUUGGAAUAUUCUUGGCGCUCUUAGUCUGCUGUUGCUGUGUGAGAAAGUGCUGCUGUCAAAAGAGCUCCUCUAAAGUGGUGGAGACGGCUCCUCCCACUGCAACUGUACCUGCAUCGUAUUACCCUGCUGUGAAUCAACCUGCAGGCACAAGACACACUGCUAAACCUGCUACCAAUUACUCCUAUCAGCCUUAUUCCCAGGCUCCCAGAGGACCUACAGCUGAGCCGUCGGUGAAUGUCCACGUGAACCCCCUUCAGCCUGAGGGUGCUCCUCUCGGAAGGCAAGAAGUCGAUGGAGCCUCCGCACCCGGCUCUAAUUUCCUGUCCUCAGAUCCUGGGCCCAGGUUUGAGAUGAAACUGACUUCCCCUCUCCCCCUCAGUGCAGAAUCGAAUUUCCCGCAUGUUUAUACCUCUGCUAAACUCAACUUUUUGUAAGAAGCCAAAUGAAAAUGUCCAGAGAUGCUGAGUUUUCAUUCAGCAUUGUGCUUUGUUACUAUCCUAAUUAGUUAUUUAUUAGGUCUGCAUAAUAGGUGUACGAGAUAAGUGACGUGUACACAUACACACUUUGUUGACACAUCACCUAAUUGUAGGAUAAAAACCAACAAAAACCUGCUGUAAACAAAGGGUUUUGAGACCAGUUCAAAAGAUAGAUCCCAAUUUGGAAAUGUUUGCGUUCCAUUUACAUAAAAAACACAAGGCAAUGAAAUUAAGACACAGAAAUAAACAAUCCAAUAUAUUUCGGAAAUAAA